Messenger RNA from Tilletiopsis washingtonensis, 2372 nucleotides. RefSeq lists its product as hypothetical. The record is from RefSeq and is a predicted model, not a curated record. Gene Ontology annotation, biological process: mRNA processing. Gene Ontology annotation, cellular component: nucleus. Gene Ontology annotation, molecular function: metal ion binding; RNA binding. The coding region runs from base 56 to 2260 and encodes 734 amino acids. Lineage: Eukaryota; Fungi; Basidiomycota; Exobasidiomycetes; Entylomatales. The transcript has 7 exons.
CCCACCACCACACCGCGCCGGUCACAUCUGCUCACUGCGACCGCUUCUGCCCGCCAUGCCUGCUCAGCUCUAUCCCGCCGAGCACGCAGACGCGCUCAAGGCGUGGCUCACCGACAGCCUUGCGGGCAUCUGCGACGCAGACCCGGCCGUGCUGUCCGACUACGUGCUCGCGCUCAUCCGGCACGAUCUGUCGGGCGACGAGCUCAAGACGUUCAUUGCCGAGCAGCUCGAGGACUUCCUCGCUGAGGGCACCGGCCCCUUCGUCGAUCAGCUCUUUGAGGCUCUGCGGACACAGUCCUACCUUCCCGCAGCAGCAGCUCCCGCUGUGCCGGCGCCGGCGGACUUCGGCGCCGCUGCUGGAGACGCGAGCGGCUCGCGCAAGCGGCGCGCCGAGUCGCCCGCCAGCUCCUCGCCGGCGCCAAUGACCGGCGCAGUCAGCUCCAACAAGGCGAUGCGCUCGUCGGACGGUCCGUCGUCUGCGCCUGGCUCUGCGCCGCGAGAGAUGCGCGAGCGGAAUGGCCGGGACGGGCGGCCGAAGGAGAUGUGCCGCGACUACCACAACAAGGGCUUCUGCUCGCGCGGCGAUGCAUGUCGCUACGACCACUCUGGCGCAGUAGUCGCAGGUCCGGGUCCCGGCGGCAUGGGUCCGGCCGGCUUCCCGCAGGGCCCAAUGAUGGGCGCGCCCAUGCGCUUCGGCGGGCCGUCCGGGCCACAAGGCGGCUUCCAGGGCAUGCAUGGCAUGCAGGGCAUGCAAGGGCAGCAGUUCGGCAUGCCACCGCAGCAGCAGCAGCAGCAGCAGCAGCAAGGCGGCCCUUGGGGCCCGUCACCGAUGCAGCAGCAGGGCAUGCCGCACCCUGGCGCCUUCGGAGCUGCCGGGCCAAGCCUUGGGUCGCGCAUGGGCCCGCAAGGGCAACAGCAGCCUGGCUUCCAGGGUGGCCCGCCGCAUGAUGGCCAGUUUCACGGCAUGUCCGGCCCGUCGCGAGGUGGACACGCUGCAGGGCGUGGAGCCCACAACGCGACGCCGCGUGGCGCCUUCCGCGGCGCACGCAGCCAGACUGCGCUGGUGCUCGAGAACGUGCCGGCGGAGCACCUCGAGCUCAUCAAGAUCAACGAGUACUUCAAGCGAUUCGGCACCAUCACGAACAUUCAGAUUGACGCGCCAGGGCAAAAGGCGCUCGUUGACUUCGCCCGGCCCGAGGAGGCCAAGGCGGCGCACGGCUGUCCCGACGCCGUGUUCGGCAACCGCUUCGUGCGCAUCUUCUUCCAGCGGCUCGAGGAUGCCGAGAAUGGCGGCAUCAGCACGCCGCUUGACAAGCCCGGCGCACCGCACCAGUCCCGGCCCAUCGCCAAGAAGCCUGCCUUCGUGCCAGGCCAGACGAACGUCUACCACGCUCCUGGCGCACCCACGACUGCGGCUUCGCGCGCCAAGGUCGAGCUUGACCGGAAGCAGGCGCAGUCUCAGCUGGACCACCUGCUCGGCGAGCAGAAGACGCUCAUGGCGAGCGUCACUUCGUCCAGCAUUACGCCUGACGCGCGGAAAGCGACGAUGAUGCGGCUGCGCGCGCUGCCGGCGGAGAUCGGCGCGGCGACAGAUAAGGUGAAGGAGGCAGUGCAGGCCAUCGCGAACAUGCCUGCUGCGCCGGCGCCGCUCUCGACUGAGGAGCGCAACGCGUUGAAGGAGCGGAGAGAGCGGGAACGCCUGGACCGCGAGCUGGAGAUGCACGGCAAGGGCGACGAGACGACAGACGAGCUCAAGGCGAAGCUUGAGAGCCUGAAGGCCGAGGCUGCGUCACUGGGCCUGGACGCCAACGGCGCUCCCUCCUCGUACCGCGGGGCUCCGCGGGGCCGUGGCGCACGUGGCACGAGCUUCCGCGGCAGCUACUACAACCGCGGCGGCCGAGGCGGCGCUGCGAGCAUGCGUCUGGACAACCGAACCACGCGGCUCGUCGUGAGCGAUGUGCCGGCUGCUGAGAUGGGCACGACUAAGGAGUACUUCAAGACACUUGGCGAAGUCAGCGACAUCGCCGACUCGAGCUCUGCCGCCUUCAUCGUCAACUACAAGACACGCGCUACUGGCGAGACGGCCAUGCGCAUGGGCGGCGAGGUGCCCGGCGUCGGCAAGGUCAAGCUGGCGUGGGCCGCGGUGGACGUGCCCAUGGGCGGCUCGAGCCCGUCGAGCGGCAAUGGCUCCGCAGGCGGCAUGAAGGAAGAGGAGGCGGAUGCGCCGAUGAAGGAGGAGGAGGAGAACUGGAUUCCCUGAGCUGCCCACGCAAUGCUGCGCGCGGACUCAAACGCAAUCUCAUCAUUGGCGGGGAGUGGGCACCGCGCUCCUUCCGUCUGUCGCGCUAUACGACUCAUGCUCCACACGUCGC